AUGGUAACACACGAGGUCAAUGAGCAAUACUGUAGGUGUGUAUCAUCCUUAAGUUCGAACACCCUCUACCAGGUACAACAUGAAGCUAGCUGCUGGACCCUCAUAGUUACGUCACCACCACAGCAUCCUGUUAUAAGACACAUCAAACUUGACACAUGUACUCUAAAUGGCGCCACGGACGUGACCCAGGUCGCUAUGACGUCAUCACAGAACCAUGAAACGAACUUCGCACUAUGUACUCUAAAUGGCGCCACGAACGUGACCCAGGUCGCUAUGACGUCAUCACAGAACCUGAACCCUGAAUCAAACUUUGCACUAUGUACUCUAAAUGACUCCACGGACGUGACCCAGGUCGCUAUGACGUCAUCACAGAACCCGGAACGACUCAGAACUCCCGCUAUGACGUCAUGACGUUUGACAGAUGACGUUUGACAGAUGACGUUUGACAGGUGACGUUUGACAGAUGAAGUUUGACAGGUGACGUUUGACAAGAUGGCGGGAAAACAUUUCCCCCCCACCCCUUUUUCUGGUACCCAU
Messenger RNA from Ceutorhynchus assimilis (cabbage seed weevil), 537 nucleotides. NCBI's taxonomy places the organism in Eukaryota, Metazoa, Arthropoda, Insecta, Coleoptera, Curculionidae. The record is from the annotation of a GenBank genome assembly.